CGUCUCAAUGUGGCAACGGUGUUUUUAUUUAUUUUGUUUUUGAAAAAUCCAUUCUAAAUGUUGAAUAUUAUAGCGUUGAAUAAGAUAUGGCAACUGUCGAGGAAGAUGUAAUUAUCGAAAUAUCACCCACUGAAUUUAAAGCCAUUGUUUAUAUUUUUAAAUCCACUUUGAAAGUGUUAUCAACCGCUAAGGAACUUGUUAAGAAAGGUAUUCAGGCGGAGACACAAACCACAAUAAAAUGUUCGAAAAUCAAAUCGAAUGGAGUGAAUAAAAGAUUAAUUGAAAUAACAGGAGCAACACAUCAAAAUGUUUACACGGCACGAAAACAAAUUAAAGCAAUUGAUGAUCAAAAGGGAGAUAAUAAACAAAAACGAUCACAGCCAACACAUUUUACUUGUGUUAAAAUUACCAAUCCAACUAUUCAAGAGAACUAUGCGAUAUUUAAAGAUAGUAUAUUGAGCAAUGAGAAUAUAAAGAAUUUCCCAGAAGCGGCUUUCAUGAAACAAAAAAAACUCCAUAUAACAUUCGGGGUGAUGCUUUUGACGGAUGCGGAUAAUCACAACCGGGCCAAACAGAUCCUUAAUGAUUGUCACGAAAAUAUUGUGAAGCCAGUCAUAAGCAACUACGGUAAAAUCACGAUCAAUGUACAUGGAUUAGAAAUAAUGAAAGGAAACCCGAAUAAGGCACGAGUAGUCUAUGCCAAAAUUGAAUCAGAAGCUCUACAAAAAGUUGCCGAUGGCAUUACCACAGCAUUCAUCGAUGCAGGUUUAGCAAAACAAGAAUCUAAUCGAAACGCCGUAAAAUUACAUAUGACUGUGAUAAAUGUAAAAUAUACGAAAAAUAAAACAAAGUCCAUUGAUGCCACACAUAUUUUGGAACAUUAUGGUGAUUUCGAGUUCGGUUCUCAGGAUGUAAAUCACAUUCAUUUAGCUUCUAUGCAGCAUUCAGACACAGAUGGUUUCUACAGAUGUAUAGCUAGUAUUGAAUUUGAAUGAAAAAAAUGGACUUACAUAAUAAAUAUCACUUAAUUCGAUGAUUUUAAUGAAA
Contarinia nasturtii (swede midge) is the source of this 1047-nucleotide messenger RNA. RefSeq lists its product as uncharacterized. The transcript has 6 exons. Lineage: Eukaryota; Metazoa; Arthropoda; Insecta; Diptera; Cecidomyiidae. The record is from RefSeq and is a predicted model, not a curated record. Gene Ontology annotation, cellular component: nucleus. Bases 87 to 995 code for a protein of 302 amino acids. Gene Ontology annotation, molecular function: RNA binding. Gene Ontology annotation, biological process: regulation of DNA-templated transcription; DNA alkylation repair.